This is a messenger RNA of Lutra lutra (Eurasian river otter), 1834 nucleotides long. It is a transcript of the gene ZFYVE19, whose product is annotated as zinc finger FYVE-type containing 19. Gene Ontology annotation, biological process: mitotic cytokinesis checkpoint signaling; abscission. The coding region runs from base 201 to 1325 and encodes 374 amino acids. The record is from RefSeq and is a predicted model, not a curated record. The transcript has 10 exons. Lineage: Eukaryota; Metazoa; Chordata; Mammalia; Carnivora; Mustelidae. Gene Ontology annotation, cellular component: midbody; cleavage furrow; centrosome. Gene Ontology annotation, molecular function: metal ion binding; phosphatidylinositol-3-phosphate binding.
CUCCCAGCAGUCACCGCGCCUGCCGCGGCCACUCUCCGGCUAGAGUGGCCGAACGCGAUUUUGCUGCGAGAGGCCGCAGCAAGCCCGCGCGAGUGGGCGUGGGACGGGGGCGGAGCUUCGUGAAACUCGGAGGGUCUCGGGACUUCGCGGGAGCGAUCUCUCAGCUCUGUGGAACCUGUGGUGCUUCGCCGGCCACCGGAAUGGAGAGUAGGUGCUACGGAUGCGCUGUCAAGUUUACCCUCUUCAAGAAGGAGUAUGGCUGUAAGAACUGUGGCCGGGCCUUCUGUUCUGGCUGCCUGAGCUUCAGUGCAGUGGUGCCUCGGACAGGGAAUACCCAACAGAAAGUCUGCAAGCAGUGCCACGAGGUCCUGACCAGAGGGUCAUCUUCUGCCAAUGCUUCCAAGUGGUCACCACCUCAGAACUAUAAGAAGCGUGUGGCUGCCUUGGAAGCCAAGCAGAAGCCCAGCACUCCCCAGAGCCAGGGACUGAUCCAUCAAGACCAAGUUAUUGCUGAGCGCCUAGCACGGCUCCGCCAACAGAACAAGCCCAAGUCAGUGGCCUCACAGGCGGAGAUAGAAGCCAGGCUAGCUGCGCUGAGGGAUGAACCCCGGGGUUCCAUCCUUUCCACCCAAGAAAUGGAGGCACGGCUUGCUGCACUGCAGGGCAGAGUUCCACCUUCUCAGAUCCCCCAGCUUGCACAUCAGACACCAGACACCAGAACCCAAGCCCAGCAGGCACAGGAUCUGCUGACAGAGAUGGCAGCACAAGUGGCUAUUGAUGAGAGCUGUCAACAAGGAGGCCCAGCUGCCUCUGUCCAGAAUGACCUCAACCAACGUGGCCCAGGGGGCCAGAGCACUAAUUCCAAGGGGGAGACCACCUGGUCCCUGGAAGAGGCGAAGAGCAGGCUGCUGGCUGAGGCAGCAGUCGAGCUGCGGGAAGAGAACACAAGGCAGGAGAGGAUCCUGGCCCUCGCCAAGCGCCUGGCUGUGCUGCGGGGCGAGGACCCUGAUAAAGUGACCCUCCAGGACUAUCACCUCCCAGACAGUGACGAUGAGGAGGAUGAGGAGACGGCCAUCCGGAGAGUAUUGCAGCAGCUCACCGAAGAAGCUGCCCUGGAUGAGGCAAGUGGCUUUAACAUCCCUGUGGAGCCCACUCUCCGAGCCCCCGCCCAGUCCUGCAGGGCAGAUCCUGAGGCCCAGGCCAUGGCUGCCCGGCCCGAAGCUGAGGAUGAGGAGCUCCCCUGGUGCUGCAUCUGCAAUGAGGACGCCACCUUGCGCUGCGCUGGCUGUGAUGGGGACCUCUACUGCGCCCGCUGCUUCCGGUGAGUACGGCUGGAAUGUUCUGUUGCACUGGGAGACGUCGAGGGCCACCCGUGAUCCCUGACCUGUCUCUCUCUGCUCCGCAGGGAAGGCCACAAUGCCUUUGAAAUUAAAGAGCACCAGACAUCUCCCUACUGCCCACCUUGCACAGGCCGAGAGCACUGAGGAAACCAGGCAGGCAAGCCCACCAGCAGUGGUGCAGGCUGGUGCGCCCACCCCUGGGCCCAGCCUCGGGGCGCCCCAUGGGAGAGUGAGUCAGGCUAGCCUGUUCCUGGAUACGCCCCUUCCUGAACCUCAGUGUCCCCGGAAGAAGGAAGCAUUCUCCAUUCAAGAUGGUAACUGGGGGAAGCCAGAAGGAAGGCAGAAGUCAGGAGCCCGCCACCAGCCGGUGUGUGAGGCGUGGUAGGGAAAAGACGAGACUGAAUCUAAGGGCAAUGAGCUUUGAAACUUGCUCAAGGACCCAAGACCCUUCCCUGGUACUUAAUGGAUCUAAUAAAAAAUGUUGAUAUCUUAGG